CGACCCACACCCCGCGGCCAGCACAGAGCGGCAACUAGUAACGUCUCCCUCCCUCGCCGUUUCCUUUCCAGCCACGACGACAGCGACGGAGGGGGAUAAAAUCCCAACCCCAUCCCCAGGGCGUCGCUGUACUGUACAGGGAGCACUUCAGGAAGCGUCGGUGCUAUCCACUCCACUCCGCGACGCCAUAGAUAGCUAUACCGGACGACGGCCAGCUUGCUCCCGCUCCCGGUACCGGUGUUGGUGGAGAGACGAGUAACAUCUGUAGGAAUUCCCAGAAGUUAUAUGAACAACAACUAUGGCUACGAUUGAAGAUAUAGGUGUUUCUGCAGCUAUCAACAUACUGAGUGCCGUCAUAUUCCUGCUAGCAUUUGCUUUCCUACGGCUACAGCCCAUCAAUGACAGGGUUUACUUCCCGAAGUGGUAUCUGAAAGGUUCAAGACAAAGCCCAAGCCAUGGGGGUGCAUUUGUACGGAAGUUUGUAAAUUUGGACAUGCGAUCAUACUUGAAGUUCUUAAGUUGGAUGCCUGCUGCUCUCCAAAUGCCAGAGGAUGAGUUGAUUAGCCAUGCAGGGCUUGAUUCAGCUGUCUAUCUGCGGAUCUACUUGACAGGGCUUAAAAUAUUUGUUCCAAUCACAAUUCUAGCAUUUCUUGUUCUUGUUCCUGUUAAUUGGACAAAUGAUACCCUUGAGGGCUUGAAGGUAGAGCACAGUGAUAUCGACAAACUUUCGAUAUCCAACAUACCUUUUGGGUCGAAGAGGUUCAUAGCUCACUUGACUAUGGCUUAUGUUUUCACAUUUUGGACAUGCUAUGUUCUGUUGCGGGAGUAUGAAAUAGUCGCAACAAUGAGAUUGCGUUUUCUUGCAUCAGAGAAACGCCGCCCAGACCAGUUCACAGUAUGAUCUUAGUACUCUAUUUUUAUAUUUC
Triticum urartu is the source of this 926-nucleotide messenger RNA. NCBI's taxonomy places the organism in Eukaryota, Viridiplantae, Streptophyta, Magnoliopsida, Poales, Poaceae. The record is from RefSeq and is a predicted model, not a curated record.